UCAAGCAUAUUUCCCAUUGUCAAUGGUCAUUCAUCGGAUUAUUUCCUGGAAACUGCGAAGCAUUUGACAGCUCUGUGUGUGGUAGCCUGGUAGUUCGUGUUGACACGCCACCCGGGUUCUGCAAACACCUUGUGCUUUGGCAUGUAAUUCAGAGUUGACUCCGGUGUCCCUGACUCCCGGCCCUGCACUUCUCCCAGUUUUCUCCCUUGUCAGUAUCAUCGAGCUCGAUCAAGGGCGUUCAUCCACAUAGUACUAGUUAGCAGCAUGGCGGAGCGUCUUGCUGCUGUGCCGGAGUUGAGCACGACCAGCUUCACGGUUCCGUCCCCGCCGCGCGGCUCGUACCGCGAUUUGAUCCGGAGCGUUGGUGUCUCUGGUGGGCUCGUAAGACCGUCUCCCUACUCCCAGUCUGGCCAUAGUGGGUCAUCAGGAAACUCCACUGCCUCAAGUUCCUACCUGUCCAACUCCGGCAUCUCCUCUCGUUCAGCCUCCGAUGCCACAACUGAUUUCGGAGCGAACGAGCUCACGGUGAUCACUCACCGGAUGUUCAGCGAUGGGUACAUCGAGCGCAUGGUCCAAGCAUUCGAAUCCGGCGGCGACCCGAGCCGUGAGCUAGAGAAGUGGCUAUUCGAGCUCGACGUGGAAUGGGUUCUCCAAGUACGCGAGGGCCAUGGCCCACGGCGGCAGCUCCAGUUCCUUUUCCAGGUCCAGCUCCCAUACAAGUCGGCAUCGUGGCUUCAAGAAUUGGUUGGGAGGUGGAUUCUAGCUUUCAUCAUAAUUCUUGUCAGCAUAGAAAAGGUGGCCUUCACCGUCCAGGACAUGCCGACGGUCGCACGGUUUGGCAAAGCGAGCAUCUCGGCGAUGCUUGUCUUUGUGGACGCCGUCAUCCCAGUUCUCAAGGAGGGCAAGUUACAGGCCAUGCUAGACAUGUAUGCCUGUGUCUCCCGUGCAUCAUACUACUUUACGACGCUCGUGGGCUCACCAGAAGCACACAGCAUUUUCAACGAGAUAGACGGCUUGUUGGAGAUACGAGGAAACAUGCUAAGCGAGGCCAUAUCCAGCACAAUGGAGGAGGUGAGGACACUCAUGGAGGACGACGACUCGUGGGCUAUUGAGCUCCCGAGAGGAGGAGGCGAUGUUCACCGGAAUACCCGGUGCAUGGUGGAUUACGUCGUGUCGAUGAAGAAAGCACGCGCAUCGACGCUGAACUCUGCACUGAGCCACGACCCCGUGUAUCUUGACGGGCUGAUAGAUGACACGAUGGAUUAUCUGAAGGAUCUGCUUCUGAGAAAAUCGGAACUGUUCUUGGAUCCAAGCCUCAGGUACCUGUUCCUGCUCAACAAUUCCUAUUUCGUAGCGCAAGUGGUGUCUGGGCCAUCGGCUGAAUGUGAAAAGUACAUGGAUAGCCAUCUCGAUGUUUCUUGGGGAAAUGCGGUGUCCAGCCUAUACUGCAAACCGAAAUCCAUUUUUGGUACCACACUGCUCUGCUGUUGGAAGUGGGACAACACCUCUUCAGUAGCUAAAUUCCAGUCAGCGUUUCACAAAACGUACCAGGCUCAACGAUUCUGGAAGGUCCCAGACCCUCAGCUCCGAUGCGCGCUGCGAAAAAUCAUCACCAAGAGGAUCGUUUCAGCUUACCGCAACUACCUGGAGGAGCAUCCAGAGCAACAGAAAUAUGUUAUUGACGGAAACAGCAGCCCAGAAUGUUUUGAGAAGUUGCUGACAGAGCUAUUUGAAGGAUGAAAACUGCUUGAGGCAUGGACGAGUAACAAAACGUAUACGGAGACCGGAAUUACUGUUUUGUCGUAGUAUUUGGAUUUUUUAAAGUAAAGUUAUAGUUUGAGUUUGAUAUUUCUUGCUUAAGCGCCAGGUACUUCAAGUGGCCAAUCCGUGUGGGUGUGUUAAAUGUUUUAAAGAGUAACAUGAUGUAUGAUGUGAUAUUUAAAUUUAUAUACAUCAAUUGCCAGUAUGGAAAGUUCAGUUAUCAUCUGAAGCUAUGUUUGUCCUCCAAUGCCUCAGUUUGCUGCUUGCCUGCUUUGUGGAUUUUCAAUGGUGCACCUGUAAAAUGUAGCACGGUUCAGCAGUGAUGGGGCCGAACAAUGCAUGAUGCAAUGUUCGUGGAUUUUGUGGUUUUACCUGUGCGUCCUGUUAUUUUGUUUGCUGACUGUCAUUUAGUG
Molecule: messenger RNA, 2174 nt
Organism: Aegilops tauschii subsp. strangulata
Lineage: Eukaryota; Viridiplantae; Streptophyta; Magnoliopsida; Poales; Poaceae
Product: exocyst complex component EXO70A1-like
Biological process (GO): exocytosis
Cellular component (GO): exocyst
Molecular function (GO): phosphatidylinositol-4,5-bisphosphate binding
Source: RefSeq, a predicted model, not a curated record